This is a messenger RNA of Clunio marinus, 3392 nucleotides long. Lineage: Eukaryota; Metazoa; Arthropoda; Insecta; Diptera; Chironomidae. The record is from the annotation of a GenBank genome assembly.
CAAGUGUAAAUUAAUUAAAUUUCAUCAACUUCGAGUCCAAUUGUUGUUGAUUCACAGACGCUCAUUGUCUUCUUAAAUAAGAAAAAGUUGAAAUUUGUGACAGAAAUUCUUAAAUUACCAAAUUUUGUGUAAUAAUUCGUGAUAAAAACCAAAACAAUGCCCACCAGCGCCGUAUAUCAACCAACAACAGUCAGCUUUGAAAAUUCAGGCGGUUCAUUACUAGCACAAACAACGACAUCGUCACGCUUAAAAACAGCUUUUCGCAAACCAUGGAUGCAAACACUUUUACUUCUAGCAGGACUUUUCUUUAUAGCACUUGGAAUUGUCCUUACAGUAUCAGCAUUCGCAGAUUAUGAAGACGUGAUGGCUAAUGAAGAUAUUGUUAAAGAUUUACCACCUCAUGAGAUGGAAUACGAUAUUUUCUUCGUAUUUCUGGGUGUUUUCUUCACCAUAUUUGGAUUUGUCUUGUUGGGAUUGUACAUAAAAGUAGCUGACUGUUGGCGCCGGAACUGUAUCGUGUGUCCUUGUUCAUAUGGUCGAAAGAAACAAGGACUUGCACGACAAUUACAAGGGCAAAGUGGGGGUCAAAUUAUGGCAUUGAAUCCAUCAACAGAUCCAUUGGUUUCUCACACUCAAUACGCUCCUGUUUCCGAAAUUCCUCGACUUGAGGAUGAAGAAGAAAGAAAGACACUAAUGUAUGACAAAGACGGUGGCAACACUGCUGAAGAAUCUCAACUCCUUGGACCUGAUCCACGAAUCGUUCUAAGGCCUUCAACUCAAGUCGACGAUGCUUAACUAUUUUUGUAUAAAAAUCGCUUCAAGCAUCUGAUCAGAAAGUUUCGGAAGCGGUUUUAUCGUAAUUAGAUCACAUUAAUGAGGUAAGGGGAUUUCGAGAGUUGAGAAAGACAAGACACAAUAAUUUCAUGUGGGGUGGAAAAAUUUCUGUUUUUAAAUCUCUUAGUGACAUUCUUAUGCACAAGAUUACAUGUUUUCGUACAUAAAACGAAGAUUUUUGACGACCUUUCUAGAGUAAAGUAAAAGAAAACAUUCCAAUUUAAAAGAAGAACAUGACAUGACUCAAAUUUAAAUGUAAGUUUAUCACAGUUUACAAGCACUAAGGGAACUUAUAAAAAAAAUAUAUCACAUUGACUCACCUUUAGGGAGCAAAACUAAAUAAAAGGGGGAAGUAAAAUAAAAGGAUGAUUAAGUGUGUGGGUGGUAGGAACAGCGUGGAUAAUUAAACGACUACCUAAAUAGAAUUUUUCUCUUUCCUUUCACAUAUGAAGCGCUUCGUAAAGCGAUGAAUAAUUUAAUGAUUUGACAAUGAAAACUGGAAUUUUAUUUAUGAGUUGUGCAAUAUCGACAACUUUUGGAUUCUCGCUUUUAUUCAAACCAUAUGAAAGAGAAGCAUAAGCCUUUCUUUUUCUGUCAAGGAAAUCAUUUUUUCAAUGAAUCUCAUUUAUUUCGAUCAUCAUAAAUACAUAAAAAUUAUUUAAGUUUUCUUCUGAUUCUGUGCUCAAAAUGACCAGAAAUAUUCGGAAUUUCUUCUUUUCAAAUCUAAAGCAAAUCAAUAAAGAAAAGACAAAUUUUUGGAGUGAAGUUGAAAUCUCCCCCGCACAAAAACAAUUAAUUAAAACAUUCUCUCUAUCUCUUUGCAUUAUCGCAUGAAUAAUAUUAAAGAAUAAAUGCAGUUUGUACUUAAUGAUUAAAAUGACACCGUUCGUAGAGUUAAAGAAGUAAUGAGAUAAUUUGUAGAGUAGAUUUGCAUUUUAUUACUUGCUUCGAAGAGAAGAAGAAAGUAAAUUAUUAAUCGUCUGCAAAUGACGCGCUUCUUCUUUGUGAAAUCAAUCAUUUAUGCGUCACAAAUUUCGUGGACGGUUUUGAAUCGCGAAAGGAAACAUAAAAAUAAACAAGUAAAAAUAUUUUUUUAUAAUCGACCUAAACCUAGCGGAAAGAAGAAUGAUAUGAAAAAGCAACCAUUUGAGUAGACGUUUCUUUACGAAGUGAGCAGGAAAUGAAAGGCACCGAAUAAGGCAGACGACACAAACUUCGAAUGCGUGAGUGUCGAGUAAAGAAGAACAUAUAAUUGCGAUUCUUUCUCGUGCACUGACACGGGUUGGUGUAAAAUAUUUCAUUCUCGCUUCUUAACUGCUUGCAAGUUUUCUUUUUAUAAAUUAUCUUAAUUUUAUCAUGAUUGGGUUAAAAGCUUUUUGAUUGAUAUUUUUUUUAAUUCCUCACAUUUUAUUGAUUUUAUAAUUUAUUUAUUAAAUAAGUUUUAUUUUGGGUUUUAUGGAUUAAACAGUUUUUUUUUUAUGAAAGGAAGUGUAGCUAACAAGUUUCGCAUAUUAACCGGUAAUUGAAAAUAUUUAAUUCAUAGAGUUGAGUUUUAUUAGGAAUUGUUCCGUCCGUAGCACGAAUUAUUUUAAAAAAUGAAGAAAACUAAGCAAUGUUAGUUUAAUGAAUUUCAUUUUAGAUAUAAACCGUGAUGAUACUUCUUUACGAAGUUUAGAAUUCAAAAGAAUUUUUUGAAAUUCAUUGGUUUAGCAUUGCUGAUAUUGAUUUUAAAUUAAUUUAAUUUUUUUAAAAGUUUGAUUUGUGUCUCUCUGAAAUGUUGUGAAAGAAAAUGUUAAGCAAAACAAAAUUCUUUUUGGAAAAGUAAAGAAAUUUAAAUGAAACAGUGACACGAAAUAGGCAAUAAAUUUACCAUAAAAAAAAUGUAAAUGGAAUUGAAGCCACUUUUUACAUCGAUCCAGAAAUUGCAUUCCGUCGCUUAAUGUAAAGUUAAUGACAUAAUAAUUAUUAUAACAAUAAACAAUUCCAUCCUCAUGCAAUCUUAAUUAUCAGGACAAGUAAACAAUCUACUUAAUUCGAUUGAAUUCGGGUUUGAAUUGAAAGGAAAGUAGAUCAUGAUUCAAAGUUAUAAAUAAUUGCGAGUGAAUGACCGAAGGCUUUUGGUGUAAGAAAUAUUUUCAUAAUCAGUUUCAUUUGAAAUAAUUUAAUAUGAUUUAUGUUGAAAAAGUUCCGAUCAAAAUAUGCUAAAAUUGAUACUUCGCCAAAAGCCUCAAGUGAUGUGAAUCAAUAUCAAUUUAUAUGAAUUCAACUAACUCAUUUAAGAUUGAGAAAUUUGUCUUCACUAUUCGUCUAACGAGAUCAAACAUUAAAUUAAAAUUUCUGAACUUUUUGAAAUCAAUCUCGUCCUUGAGUGAACUUAAAAUGUACUUUUAAAAUCCGUUCCAAAUAAUGCAAACCAUUCCAACUUUCAAAAAAAAAAAAAAGCAUUUAAUAGGCAAGUAAAGUGUAAGAAGUGUAAUUUUUAGAAGACAGUUAUGUAAGAAUUUGUAAUCAAAAGAUGUUGGUUUUGAAACAAUAAUAAAAUAAAGAUGCUGAAAAGA